CUCAAACAAAGUCAGAAAUAUUUUACCCCUGAGAAAGUGUUUUAAAUUGUUUCCGUGAAAUUGCAUGUAAAAAAUCUACAGGACCACACUCCGGUUUCCACGAGUUAACAUUUGACGUGAUAGGAACUUUUUCUUCGUUUUCUUUUAUUUUUUAAACCGUGCAAGUUGUGAGCUUAAAGUAAAAAAAAAAAUUAAACGCUGCGCUUCUUUGCCAGCCAAGCUAACUUAACGUUUUGCCAAAUUUAGCUGUGCUCGAACUGGGAGCGAUGGGUGGCUGCUCCGCUCCGAACUGCUCCAACUCAACCAGCAUCGGAAAACAGCUGUUCAGGUUUCCCAAAGACCCCGUACGGAAGAAGAAAUGGGUGGUGAACUGUCGACGUGACUUUGAACCAACUCCUCACUCCAGACUGUGUCAAGAUCAUUUUGAGCAGAGCCAGUUUGAGGAAAUAGCCAGAUCUCCAGCUGGUGGAAAGAAGCUGAAACCCAAUGCCAUCCCGACUCUGUUCAACGUUGGAGACCCUCCGUACCCUGCAGUCACCACCUCGUACAUCCUGAUACCGCUGAAACCUGAACCAGUGGAGAAGGAGCUGAACUUUGGGGACCAUGGCUAUGCCAGACGGACUCCUCUGCCCGGCCUGGAGGAGGAGGAUGCAGACAGGACGGCUGAAGACCAGCAUCCCUGCACACAGUGUCAGCUACUGAAGAAACAACUGGAGCAGGAGAUGCAGCACACUGCAAGGUUACAGAAAGAGGCAGAAGAGAUGAAGAAGCGUCUGUAUCGGCUCGACCGGAUCGAGAAAGGUCUCCAGAACUUUCUGUACGAGGACCAGAUCCGGGCCCUGUCCCUAACCAAACGUUCCCGCCGCGCUGUCUGGUCUCCGGAGACGAUCCUGAAGGCCAGAAAGAUCCGCUGUGCGGUCGGCACCAAAGGCUACGAGUACCUGAGAGAGAUCGGUUACCCGCUACCCUCCUACAGGACUCUGUGUAACCGCUUGGAGACUAAGAUCAUGGUGACGACUGACAUGAGCUGUGAGGAGCUGGCAGAGCUGGGCCUGGGGCUCAUGGCCACAUGUGACAGUCCCACGGAAGGUGUUGGAGACAACGAUGAGGAGGAACUGAUCAGCGUUUUGUCCUGAUCCGAACAGUUUGCAUGAAUUGCUGAAGGGAAGACUGAAGGGAGAGUUUGCCGUGUUAAACGUCUGCAGUGACAGAAGCCGGUUAUGCUUCCUAUCUCAAGACUUAAGCAUUAAUAUAAAUGGAUGGCUGUUAUGACAGAGGUGGGGAGUUCACUGAUCUCAGAUGUCACCUGGUUGUUCUUCACACCAUCAGACGUCUUUGCUCUGUCGAUGUGUGAUGCUCAGGCUUGCAGUUUGGCUAGAUUUAUGCUUGUGGUGUUUCUUAUUGUAGAGAGCCACUAUAUGAGCUUGAACAUGUGAGAGAAGCAUGUGUACCAUGUAGCCUAUGACAAUGCAGACUGUAAUUUAGGGUGGGGGGCAAAUAAUUUGCACAAAACCUGAUCAAUUUAAAAUGUUUCAUUAAGUGUCCCACAGCUGAUUCAGCAAGUAUUUCACUGACUGUUUACAUGCACAAGUAAAGCUAGUUUUUAGAGUAUUUAAGUGUGCUGAGAGCAGAUCCUGGCUGAGGUAUGCUCUGACUGUUCCUGAUACAUGAUGCAGGCUUUAUUUUGUCAGUAAAAACAUUUAUCACAAUGUGUGUAAUGCAAACUGGGACAAAUGUCUGAUGAUAUUUACAUAUAACCCGCUGAACCCUGAGCAGUUUCUGGGUCUUAUUUUGCUCCCAUCAUGUUUUUACUCACUGUGGGCUCAUUUUUCACUGCAACAUAAGGUUCUGAUAGUUUAUUUUCCUGUAUUAUUUUACAAAGUCCCUGGAGCCCAGAGAAAAUGAAGGCUCUACAUCAGCGGUCCCCAACCAUCGGGCUGUGGACCAGAACCGGGCCGCACAGAAAGAAUGAAAACGUUUUAUUGUUUUUUUGCUUUGUUUUGUUUUUUACGGCAGUCUGCAGUGUUUUAUUUUGAAAAAUUACGAGCUUGUCUUCUCGUCACUUCCACCUGUGCUUGUUUCUCGCACUCGACUUUAAAGCCCGAUCAUUAAAUUAAGCCGCCAAAAUACAUAAAUAAAACUAAUCGAUGCUGAGACAGAAGACAAAGUAUAUACAUAUUUAGCAAUAAAGCGUAAUUUUAUUUGUUUAUGACACUUUUUUUCAUAGGGAAAAAAUUUAUAUUACUUGUUAUAUGCGCAAUGACCGAUCCGUAGAAUUGUCUUGCUUGAAAGUGGUCCGUGGUGUAAAAAAGGUUGGGGACCGCUGCUCUACAUGCUGAAGAUAUUUCACCACUCUUACUACAUUUCUAAUUUUUUACCAGACUUGUCACAUAUCUAUUUUGUGUAAACACAACCUGCUGUUCAGCCAAAUAUUCACAGAACUUUGGUCACAUGACUGUUGGUUGCAGCUGAGUCAGUCGUGGCUUCACAGUUGCGUUAAGGAGCUCAGUCAAUUUUGAUAAAACAUCCAACAUUUAAGCUUAGAUGUGGUUCAUUUUCUCACUGGAACCAGACGUCGCACAUGAUUGGCUGAAGGACCGACAGCAGGUUUUGGGGUUCAGAGGGUUAAAUGUUAUCUCUGGGUUCUGGGCUCAAAUACCUCUCCUAUUGUAAAUCCCUGGUUCUGUAGCUCAUUUCGGUCACGUUUGCACAACUGAAGCUUUCACUGUUUUUCAAGAAGGUUCUGAAAUCUAUUGGUAAUGCUGGGCUCACGCUACAGGAGACCGAUUUACCUCCAUUUCACCCUCGAUGGCAGUUGGAGGAGAACUGUUUACAGAUCCAGAUUGAAACUCUGAUCAUACAUUCUUGCCCUUGUGACCAAUGUCAGCGCCGGUUUUAACAUCUGUAGCUCCCCUCCAGCUCUCAUUGUUAAUAGACAAACCCUGUUGACUACGUCUUCCAAGCAUUUCCUCAUCAGUGUUACAGCAAGUUGUUGCGCCACGGUCUCCAUUUUGUUUACAUCUGCUUCCCCGUGAGAUCACAUGAUGCGGUGCACUGCUCCCUCUGAAUUUUAAAACUCCUGUAGCUUGAGCCCAGCCUAUGCAGGAAAAGAAAAGAUGGAAUGUAAUUUAUGUGUCAUUUGGUUGAGAAUUUGACCCUUUACUCUGUCUGUUCAGUUUUGCAGUGUAUUUGUAGUGACCACAAAAGGUGUGAAAUGUGGCUUUUCCAUAUCCAAAACAAAGACAUUACGGGGAAAUAAAGUGAAUGAAUGACC
Stegastes partitus (bicolor damselfish) is the source of this 3274-nucleotide messenger RNA. Its product is annotated as 52 kDa repressor of the inhibitor of the protein kinase. Gene Ontology annotation, cellular component: nucleus. Gene Ontology annotation, molecular function: DNA-binding transcription factor activity; RNA polymerase II cis-regulatory region sequence-specific DNA binding. Lineage: Eukaryota; Metazoa; Chordata; Actinopteri; Pomacentridae. Gene Ontology annotation, biological process: regulation of transcription by RNA polymerase II. The transcript is spliced from 4 exons. The record is from RefSeq and is a predicted model, not a curated record. Bases 267 to 1136 code for a protein of 289 amino acids.